Molecule: messenger RNA, 4785 nt
Organism: Hylaeus anthracinus
Lineage: Eukaryota; Metazoa; Arthropoda; Insecta; Hymenoptera; Colletidae
Gene: Dop2R
Product: dopamine D2-like receptor
Exons: 9
Coding region: 1593-3611 (672 amino acids)
Biological process (GO): adenylate cyclase-activating adrenergic receptor signaling pathway
Cellular component (GO): membrane
Molecular function (GO): dopamine neurotransmitter receptor activity, coupled via Gi/Go; G protein-coupled receptor activity
Source: RefSeq, a predicted model, not a curated record
UCGCCGUUCGUUCGACAACGUGGCUCGGAAGUACUGUGUCCCGUCGAUCCAGAUGAGUCGUCCAGGACGACGUGGAUGACGACGUCGACGACAAUGCCUCCACUCGUCCGAUUUCGCGCAACGUGGUCCAACCCGAUCGCCCAGGAACGCCGAUAGAAGCGUGCCUCGAUUGCGAUCGAUGAUCGUCCCAGUGGAAUCCACAGGUACCCCAGUGGUGUCUCCGUUCGUCGUGCUCCAACUUACGCCCGUCCAUUCGAAGAUGAAGCCUUUGCUUCCUAUGUGAACUCGAUCCACCGAGUCAUUCGUUCGUUAACGCGUGUGAAACUGCUCCGAGUGCUUUUGUGCGAGGAUCGAUCAGGUUUCACGUCGAGAUGGAUCGAGACUGGCAUGGAUAGAUGAAUCACAAUACAGAAUAGUAAAAGGAAACGCGAGAGAGGCGUCGGUCCAAACGCAGGACUUUACGCGAGACAGAAAAUAAUGUCGAUUGUUCUCGACUCCGUGGAUCGAAUGGAUAGCACGACGGGCGUUUGCGGAUCCCUUUCGAUCGAAGGAUUCUUAGCAUUCGGCGUCCUAGUGGUAAAUUUCCUGCCAGGAGAUUCGACGUCGAUCGAAGGGUUGGUCGAAGGUCGACUGGUUCGGAUUUAACUGGCAUCUGAUGAAAGUGUCCGGUGUCGUCUGCCUCGAUCGUUUAAUCGGUGGACCGGGGAGGUACCGAGGGAUCCAGUUGAAAAGUCGGGGAUCCCUUGAUUCGAACGACUCAGUGGGAAACGUAAUAAACCGAGACAGCACAAUGCUGGCCGCUUUGGACUGAGCACAAUGACAAGGGAGGUUUUUGAUCUCGUUGCAAAAUAUUGAAUCGAUCUACUACCGGUGAAUGGCAGGGCUUAGGACGACUUCCGUGUAUUCUAUGGUUGGGUCACGGUGCCGGGGAUCAUCCCCCUGACACACACGCAGCCAUACAGGGCGGAAUCGAGAUUGAAAGAGACAGAGACGCACACUCGAUACGUCGAUCUUGCGCAGAAUAUGAGGAUGGCACGAGGAGAACUUGGCGACAAACGCGUGACACCAUGAGGAAAUUGUCGAGCGAAUCCACGUCGAUUCCGGAUUACACUUUGACCUACUGGAUUCUCAGGUGUCGAAGAACUCGACGCCCUCAUUGAAGCAAGCAGAACGGAACGAUCCACAAGAACGUUUAGUGAUCGUGAUUUUGUGGCCAAACGGAUCGUUAGGAAUUCGAGGAAGAGGAUCAUGGGCGAACCUUCCAACGGAAAUGAGGAUGACACGAGAUUCUCAGCAGGGGAUUUCAAUGAUACGCGUCUGAGCUAGGGGCAGGCGUUCUGCGCGAUCGGCGAAAGGGCCAGCCAGGACGCAGCACCUCGUUUCUUGCGUACACGGAGGAUCAAGGGACCUUAUCGCGCGCGGAACAGCGCACCAGAGGCAGCGAGGCCGAGAGGAAAAACGCUCGGACGCAGGUAUCUGGAUAACGGCCAUGAGAAUGCCAGAGAAAAUCGAGGGAACGAAUUUCCAGCCAGGACGUCUGAAGAUCUCGUAAUUGGCCAGCAGUCGUCCAGGAACGGAUUCGAGAACGGUCGAUGAUCGAAAUGGAGACCAGGACGAACGAGUCCCUGUCUCUGGUCGGAUCCAUCGUGAGAAACCUGUCGCUGAACCAGACGCGACACCCGGACCAAUUGUUCUCCGUGGCUGCCACCGUUCGAGAUGACGAGAGCAUUCUCUCGAGAAACAACGUUGAAGCGUCGUCCAGAGGCGUCGAGACGGGCUGGUUCAACGACUCCAACACUGGUUCGACGUUCUCCGAUUCUUGGUUCGGCGUGUCGUCGUCGCCAUUCUCGUCGUCGUCACCCAGCUCCGACAAUUACACCGGUAUAUCCGACCUGUUCGUGUUCGAAGACCUGAACGAUUACAUUAAUCAGCUGAACGCUUUCGUUAAUUUGAGCUACGCUGGCGUGGCAACCGAUUUGAACUUGAACGGAACCGUGAACUGCACGUCCUCGAUAGUCUCGGGUACAGCAGCAGAUGUGGUUAGAGCAGGAAAGUGCGAAGGUGACGUUGACGAGAAACCGGACCCCAACAGCUGGUGGGCUCUGAUCCUCGUGAUCGUGCCUUGCUUGACUCUGUUCGGCAACGUGCUGGUCAUCCUCGCCGUGGUUCGAGAGAGGGCCUUGCAAACCGUCACCAACUACUUCAUCGUCAGCCUGGCUGUCGCCGAUCUGCUGGUCGCCGUGCUCGUCAUGCCGUUUGCCGUCUACGUUCUGGUAAACGGAUCUUGGAGCCUGCCAGGGUUUGUGUGCGAUUUUUACAUCGCGAUGGACGUCACGUGCAGCACCAGUUCCAUCUUCAAUCUCGUAGCCAUCUCCAUAGACAGAUACAUCGCGGUGACCCAACCGAUAAAGUACGCCAAGCACAAGAACAAUAGAAGAGUUUGGAUGACGAUACUGUUGGUCUGGGCGAUAUCGGCCGCGAUCGGCAGCCCGAUUGUUCUCGGCUUGAAUAACACUCCUGACCGAAUACCGGACCAAUGCCUCUUCUACAAUACAGACUUUAUCAUCUACUCGAGCCUAUCCAGCUUCUACAUACCCUGCAUUAUUAUGGUGUUCCUCUAUUACAACAUAUUCAAGGCGUUGCGGAACAGAGCGAGGAAAGCGAGGGCCAACAGAAAACCGAACCUGGGCGAUAUAAAACCCGGCAGCAUAAUCGAGAACAUCGCCAAUACGCGCAGUGGGUAUUCUGUGGCAAGGUUUGCGGAGACCGCGCUGGGAGCAGCAGCCCUCGUGGCUCCCGGCAUGGAAGAACCGACGAACACCGCGUCUGGGAGCAACGAAGACGAAGACGAGACACCCCUUGAUCCCGUCGUGGUCAUCUCGAACGACAAGAGCACGGAGUUCUUUUUAGCCACGGUCGUCGAGGAAGCAGCUUGUCGUUUCAGUGCAGUGGCUCAAGCGCAGCUGGGAACUCAGAGCGUCAGGAAAGAUUCCGGGUACGACGGUGCUGCGAGCAGCAUGGUGGUUCAGGACCCACUGGAAGCGAACUCCAGUCCUAGCCCGAAUCCACGAGGUACCUCGGCACCGUCCUCUUCCACGUCCUCCUCCCCGCCACCUAGAGGUCCGGCUCCGAGCUCCAGCUCUCAGACCAAGAAGGACGGCGCCGAGACGAACAAGCAGGAACUUAAGAGGCUCAAGAGUACCGGUACCCUUCUACCUCUUCAGCUUGGCCGGACUCCGAGCGUCUUGUCUGGUUCGUCCACCUGUAAGAAGGAUAAGAAAAACGCGGCCUCAGGCUCGAGGUUCACGAUAUACAAGGCUAACAAGGCCAGCAAGAAGAAGAGGGAAAAAAGCUCGGCGAAAAAGGAGCGCAAGGCCACGAAGACGCUGGCCAUCGUUCUUGGUGUGUUCUUGAUCUGUUGGCUACCGUUCUUCACCUGCAACAUUAUGGACGCGCUUUGCACGAAGCUCGAGGCUACCUGUCAACCGGGCGUCACAGCUUUCAUCGUGACCUCUUGGCUGGGAUACAUGAACAGUUUCGUGAAUCCCGUCAUCUACACUGUGUUCAAUCCCGAAUUUCGCAAAGCCUUCCACAAGCUGGUCAGCUUUUAAACGGGCGAUUCCGUUCACAAUUGCGUUUGUCUUGGAACAGGGAGAAUCGACAAGGCACUGGACAAUCGAACAGCUCAACAUUUGUCCCGGCGAAAGAGAAUCAGACGACCGGUAAUACUCUCUACGCAGGCGCAUCCAUCCGUCACGCGUCACUGUUCGAGUCCCUGGCGAUGUCAAAUCAAAGGUAACGUGCGUCAAUGUUAAAGCUGAAUUACCAAACGAAUACUUAGACUAAUUAGUCCGAUAAAAGGAGCAUCACGGUAUUAGGCACGCGAUAACGUGGAUAAAAUGUCAAAUGGAAUAGUCACAUGUAUUUUUACCAUGACACGACUUUUCAAUGUUAUUUGUCUGGUAAAUAAUUUUCUGUUAAUUGCAUCUGUUGAUACAUUUUCGCCUUCGUCGAAAAACUUCGAGUAGUGUCAUCUUCGAAAUACAUGUACGACGAGAACAUCGCCCGAGCGGAUUUGUCCGAGGUAGCGAACAUGGCGUUAAAACGCAAGGGUGAUGGAGCGUGUAAUCGACGAGCGAGCACACGUUGUAGAUAUUAUACUUCGUUGGAUAUUAAAUAUGCCGUGGCAGUAUUACCGUAGCUCGUAAGAUAUAGCAAUAUUGUUUGGCUCAAAGCAAAAGAACCGAGGACGCCAGUUCUACGAUGAACUGUUCCACGACCUGUACAUUCGCGAAUGCGAUUCACUGUACUUAUAUCGGGUACCUUGAAGUAGAGAAGGGCUUGACGACAUUGUUAUUUAUAAAAUAUCGAUUAAGUAAAAUUUAUUUAAUCGAAAAAGAAUUACGUAGUGUUACAUUUAUUCGCGCAAACUUCGUCAUUUUUCGUUACGUACGUUUUAACCCCAAUUUUAUAAACAAUUUCAUUCGAUGAGUUAUCGACAAACAAAAAGCCUGUCUCUAGUUCGAAGUACCGUCUUCUUCGAAACGAUUCUAUUGCCAUUUCGCCAGUCGAGCCGCCUGCAAUCGAAGUGCACGGCAGAUCGAAAUGCAAGUUUCCUGGGUUCUCGGGUCGCGAAACAUGAGCUUUUCGCCAACUUUGCAAAUCAACACGGAGACUGAGGGAUCGGAAACUGUGUUCUUCGGUCUUUUAGAACCCACCCCCGCGCGGAGAAGGAACAGAAGUUUCACUCGUCGAACACGUCCGAUACACUCCGUAACCAUUUUA